Molecule: messenger RNA, 7566 nt
Organism: Nyctereutes procyonoides (raccoon dog)
Lineage: Eukaryota; Metazoa; Chordata; Mammalia; Carnivora; Canidae
Gene: ANKRD33B
Product: ankyrin repeat domain 33B
Exons: 4
Coding region: 185-1642 (485 amino acids)
Molecular function (GO): protein binding
Source: RefSeq, a predicted model, not a curated record
GCCCCCGCGGCUCCUCCCACCCCCGGGGGCUUCCUCCAGCCUCCGGCGACUUCGAGUCGGGGAGCGCGGCUGCCGGCGCUCGUUCCCGCCGGGCUGGAGCGCGCCGAGCGCGGCUGUUCGGGGGCAGCGGGGCCGAGGGAGGCGCGGUGGCCUCGGUGUCCCGGCCCGCGCCCCGGCCGCCGGGAUGGUGUUGCUGGCCGGGCCCGGGCCGGAGGGCGGCGGGGCGCGCCGCGUGUCUCCGCAGACGCCGCCCCCACCCCGGGACGCUCCGGCCGGGGAGGACCCUGCGGACUACGAGGAGUACGAGGACUUCUCGUGCCUGCCCGACACCCGCAGCAUCGCCUCGGACGACUCCUUCUACCCCCUGGGAGGCGAGGAGGAAUACGGCACCGCGAGCGCCGAGAGCGUCCCAGAGGGCGUCCCGGAGGAGGCGACCCUCCUGCGCGCCGCCUGCGCCAACGACGUGGGGCUGCUGAGGGCGCUGGUGCGGCGGGGGCCGAGCGUGGAGGAGGCGCAGGAGACCGACCGCAACGGCCGGACUGGCCUCAUUGUCGCCUGCUACCACGGCUUUGUGGACACUGUUGUGGUCUUAGCCGAGUGCCCUCACGUUGACGUCAACUGGCAGGACAAGGAGGGGAACACAGCUCUAAUCACAGCCGCUCAGGCAGGGCACGUCACCAUCACCAACUACUUGUUGAACUAUUUUCCUGGUCUUGACCUUGAAAGGAGGAACGUGUUUGGGUUCACGGCCCUGAUGAAAGCUGCCAUGCAGGGCCGGACGGAGUGCAUCCGAGCCCUGAUGCUAGCAGGGGCAGACGUCCAUGCCAGGGACCCGCGCCGCGGGAUGGCGCCCCAGGAGUGGGCGGCUUACACCGGACGGUUGGAGGCGGUCCGCCUCAUCCAGAGGCUGCUGGAGCGACCCUGCCCGGAGCAGUUCGGGGAAAGGUACAAGCCAGAGCUGCCGCUGCCCGCGGAGGCGGUUCUGAAGCCGUCGGGCUCCAAAAGCUGCUUGCAGAGGCUUGCCGAGCUUGUGCGCUCCACGCUGACCUCGCGCUCACGCCAGGGCCCGGAGGAUGGGGGCGUCCUGGACCACAUGGUCAGGAUGACCACGAGCCUCUACAGCCCCGCCGUGGCCAUCGUCUGCCAGACCGUGUGCCCCGAGGACGCCCCCUGCGUGGGGAAGAGGCGCCUGGCGGUGCAGGAAAUCCUGGAGGCGCGGGGGAGCCGGGACACGCGCGCCCAGGAGGGUGACAAGAUAGAGGGCUCCGAGCCGCCGUUCCGGACCUCGCGGGCCGUGGGCGUCUCCAGAGAGGGAGCCCCGAGAGCCGGCCUCGCGUCCCCGCAGCAGCCGGGCGCCCCGCGGAGGGCCAGCCUCCUGCCCCUGCAGCUGCUGAGGAGGAGCAGCGUGCGGCCCGGCGUGGUCAUCCCCCGGGUGCGCAUCAGCAAGGCGCCCGCGCCCACCUUCCAGCCCGAGCGGGCGGCCGCGAGGGGCAGCACCAAGGACAGCGCGCACCUGCAGCUGCCCAAGUGGCGGUACAAGGAGGCCAAGGAGGAGAAGAGGCGGGCGGAGGAGGCGGAGAAGCAGCGGGAGGCGGCGGCGCAGAAGGAGAAGCGGGCGCCGUCCUGGAGGAAGAGGACGUGAGCGGCGGGCUCCCGGGGGUCGGCGGGGCUGCGCGGGGGAGGGUGCGGCUGGCCUCCCUGCUGGCUCGCGGCCCCGUGUCCCCCUGUCCCCGCGGCCCCGCAGCCCCCGCAGCCCCGGGCCAGGCUCGCACGGGGCCCAGACGCGCGCCGUCGGUUCCGGCUGCACGGUGAAUGGGGGAGGGCGCAGGUCCACGAGCCUAAAACCGGUUCCCCUGGCAAUCCGUACACCUAGUGGGCAAAUUUGCCCCAAAAGCCUAUCUCUAGAACCUCACUUGAGAAAAUUUUAAGACCAAUUUAUCGAAGGGUCUGAAUAAUUUUGUAUUUUUAAUCAUGAUCCCAUUUGCAGCAUUUUACUGGUGAUGGGGCUGUUUGUAUUUAAGACAGUUUUAACAUGUUUGCCUGAAGACCCUUUAACAUACUGUUUCCAGCAAUAAUUAUUUGUGAUAUCUCUAUGAUUUCAUACAGAAUUUGUGGAAGUCUCCCCUUUCUUGCCAUUUGUCUUUCCUUCUCACCAUAGGUGUGUGUGAGCAUUGUAUGUUCUUAUUGAUUUGAUUAACCUCUUCUGAAUAUUUGUUUCUACUUGAUGGAGGCAUUUACUUUUCCAGAAAAAUGAUGAAGUAAGUCAGGGGAAUCAGAUUUCCUUUGUAUCUUAUUUGAAAGCUCUCUUACUUAUACGGUAAUAAUAAUGAAGAAAAACCUGUUGUCAAAGCACGAAACCAUGCAUAGAGAACCAUGUAUUUAUUGCUAGAACUAAAUAUUUUAAGCAAGGGACUUUAGAUAAACUGGAUGCAAAGCCUUUAACAUAUUAAAAAAUAGAUAUGCGAAAAAUCUAUUAUUUAAUAAAAUGGGGGCAAAUGUAAUAGAAUUUUACUAGAAUUACAAAAUUAAGUCCUCUGUGCUCUUAGGUAAAUUGAAUUCAGAUAUCCUUAAAACGUAAAAAAGAUGCAAAAGAAUAAGCCAUCAGGGUGAUACAAAUCACUGGAAAGGGGGAGAGGACUAAACAAACAGAUUAGAACUGAAUAUUAAGCAAACUUGUUUUAGGCAAAUUCUACUGGAGUGAGUCCGGAGGAGGGCUGCUCCCUCCUCCAGACUCAAUUCCAAAGAGCUCCUGGUGUGGAAUUACUUGUAUUUUUUCCUUUGAUGACUGCCUGUGAUGUUCAGUUUAUCCUCAUGCUGGCUUUGUAGAAUUUUCAAGAUAUGGGGACUUGGGCAGAGCACGGAUGUGAUUUGCCCUGGGCCCUGAGCUCAGUGGGAGUUUUUGUCCAGACUUUUUAUCUCCAAAGCACUGAGAAAUUCUAAUGAAUCUCUGGCCAUGUGGGUUGCAGAGUAUCUGUCACAUAUGCACUACUGACGGCACUUUAUUUAAAAAUUAUCCUGCUUGGAAGCCAUAGAUCUAAAAUAGUAGCGACUGAUUUGGAAGCUUUUUCUCAUAACCCUGGAUUCACAUGUCAAAUUGUGCUCCCUGGCUGUGUCGUGAUGAGCACCUCUCUCAUGAUGUGGGCACGGUGGCGCCGGCCUCUCUCUGGUGCCUCCCUCUUGGCACCAUGAAGCAUUGCGCUCUCUGGGGCCUCAUGCUCCUCUCUCCAGAAACUUCAAUCAUCAGGCUACUGGACAGCACCAGCCUGAUGGGUAGGCGUGAUGAUAAUGCAGCUCUCAAAGUCAGAUUUUAGUGAGCCUUUCCCUUUUUUCAGAAUGGCAUAGAGGUCUGGAACCACUUUUAGCAUCACUGAUACUAAGGGUAGCUGCAGCUCCAAGAGUUGGGAUUGGCCGAGUCUCCUUGGAAGAGAUGAGGUGAAGAGAAACACCCCUCAUCUCCCUCACAGUCUGAUCCAGCAUCUGUUGAGAUCAUUUUCUGGUUUGUGUAUUUUCACUGCUUUGAGUGGCUGGCUGUAUUUUCUCACUGAGGGGUCACCUUUUGCUGCCUUGCUUCUAGUGUUGGUUGGGGGCAGGGGCGAUGAUGGGCAAUGACCUCCUUCUGCUCUGUGGGCACAUUCAUUCCUUGCCACUCCCUUCACCUUCUCUCUUCCUUGCUUGCCUCUCCUUCCUUUGCUUGUUUUCUUCUCCAGUUUUGGCUAAAUGCCCUGAUCCUCCUUGGCACCACCACUCUGAGGUCUAAAAAGGGCAGAAAAGGAAGGCGAUCAUGAGAGGCAGUUGAGUUAUCAUGUAGUGACCUCCACCUACCCAGUGAAUGAAGGACAGAUUUCCCCAGUUUCUGUGCAGAGAGUUUAGGAUUUCGGCACAGCCCCACAUGCCUUUUUGUUGUUGUUGUUUUAAGAUUUAUUUAUUUUGAGAGAGAAUCUUUCAAGUGGACUCCUUGCUGAGCAAGGAGACCCAAUGCAGAGCUUGAUCCCAUAACCCAUGAGAUCAUGACCUGAGCCAAAAUUAAGAAUUGGAUGCUCAACUGACUGAGCCCCCCACCCCCUUACCCCUGUCCAAGGGAGGGAGACCUAGUUUGCUCUCCUGCCAGAUGACAGACACUCUGCUAUACAGAGGAGGACAAGCCGGUGUCUCCUUGCACCCCUGAUGUUUAUUAACUGUAAAUAGUGAAUUACAAGUUGACAGGUACCUUCUCAGGGAUUUAUAUAUAAAUGUAGUUAGAAGAAAAGAUGAAGUAUAUUUUAAUACUUUUAUUAAACUGUUCGAGUGAAUUAUGAUUACACUAGACAGAAGAAAUAUUUCUGAGAUGAUGUCAGUGGUGUUGUCUUCCAGGGAGAGGCCCGUGAUCUCCCUCAGUUGAGAUUUUCUGGUUAUUGGAGACCUGGGACUUUGGCAGCUAAAAUGGCUCUGGAGUGGACAUGUGGUCACCUCAGCACCUACCGAUACCUCCUGUGGAUGUGAACCCUCGUAUUUAAAACACUUCAGUCUUUGUGUGAAGUGGCCGUGAGAACACAGAUGGGCGACUCACCGAUUUUACCUCCAGAACUGGCUCCCCCCUGUCUGCUACUGGGGUGUGCAGGGUGCCAGUGCCAGUUUCUUGGCCUGACUUCUGUGAAUCCAGUGUUCUGUAGGCAGCCCAGUGCCAGGCUCACAGCUGGAAGGAGGGCGGAGAACAGCUGGGUUCGUCUGCAGGGACCUCAGGGCUCAGUGUAUGAAGUCUCCAUGUCUUGGCCACGCUGGAGAACACAGCCCAGAACACUAGGACCUUCCUGAGUCCCUGCGGCUCCUCCCAGUGGCAGCACUGGAUACCUCAGCGACGUGAAUGGAGACCCAAGGGGCCCGAGGGGCCCAUUCAGCAGAGGACAGAGGGAUCGUGAGGUCAGCCGGAGCACGGCCCAUUGCAGGCUGCGUCUGCCCACCUCCUUCCGAGCUGCUGGGGGUGAGCAGGCCUCCGGGGGCCCAGCGCCUGAGGGGAGGCCAGGCAGCUGUGUAAACGGAAUUGCACCAGGUGGGCCAAGCCCCAGUCCUGAAAUGGAUGCAAAGCUGGCUAUCCUUGGGGAAGAAUCAGAGGUACCAAGUUAUGAAAAGAGAGUUAAUGAACCCUGAGAGUUCAGUAAAGGGGCCAAGAUGAGGCUGUUCUUGCAGCCUCUGGCAAGAACCCUGCUCCUCCGCCCUCUCGUUCCCACUACAGUCCGAGAGAAGACCAUCUUUUCCUAAUGAACCAGUUCGCUCUGCGCAAGGAGUUCCAGGCCUGCUGUAAGGUGCGCCUCUCCCGGGGUGUGCCUCUCCCCAGGUGUGCCAGGAGAGCCCGCCCGCUCCCCUUGUCUCCUCCUGUCCCCCGUGGCCUGGAGAGCCACCACCUACUGCUGUAAGGUCUACGUGGGCUUGUAGGUGAUAAAACAUUUGCACUUGUUCUCUUUUACUGCCUUUGGGGGAAACGCUAACACGACGCUCCCUGGGUAUUUGCCCAGGAUGCUCUCCGGCCCGUGCAGGUAACAAGUGGACCGGGCUGUGGCUUCUCCUGCCCUGGAGGGCAGGGAAGGUGGCGGGUCCAUCACCGCCGGCGUCUGCACUACGACAGUCCCGUUUAAGGCGGCAGCUGGACUCGGGAGGAUGACUGUCACAGCGAGGGUGCUGCUGCCCACAAAGAACUUAGAACAAAACUGUUCUUCCCCGGAGGCAGAUUGCCGUGUUCCCUGUUUCACACCUUGAUGCGUUUAGAACUUGCUUAAUUCGUCUGUGUCACUUUGGAGUGACACUCUGGAGUCAGCUGCUCAUUUCUGGGACCUUGGGUUCACAUGUUUCUUCACUAACAUUUAAAAUAAGUGGCUUAAAAAAAUUCUUCUGGAGGUUUUUUGGGGGGGAAAAAAAGAGAGAAACACAAAACUCACCACUACCUGAACUGAUUUAGCUAAUUUUCGAGUGACCCGGUUGAAUGGCUGCUGUGCUGUGCACACAGUUAACUCACUGUGACCCAGCCUGAAGCAAGGCUUCUGUGAAAGGCACAGCCACUGCAGUGCUCUGCUGGCCGUUGGCUGCAAGCCAUGCUAAAGCGGUCAGCGUGCUAAAGUGAGGGUGUGCACGCGCGCACGCACACACACACACACACACACAAACACACACGUGUGCUCGCAAACACAGAUGAACAGAAGGAAGACGGUUUUGUGCUCGCCAAGGUGACCCCUGCUGUGGCUCCCAGGGAAUGUCAGGUGUGACCUGCUUCGAUAGUGUGUUCAGGAGGGUUGGACUGCCCCAGACUCACGGGGAGCACUUUGUUCAAUGGGACACAUAGCACAGCCCGCCCAUCGUAACCCAGAUCUUACUGUGGGGCAGUGUUGGCCCCGACGGCUUGUGCAGGAGCUCCUUGGCGAGAUCCAGUAGCCGAAUCCAGGUCACCUCUCGGCCUUUGAUGACAUCCUCCGUCAUUGAGAGGCCGAAGCCAGAGAAGACUCCUCGGGGAGCUCCACCAGGCAUUCAGCGGUGGCCACGCUGGAUUUCUUGGUACUCGGUGCCAGGUUAGCUGUAGAGUCAGCACCAUCUUACCCUGAGGAAGCGCUAGGACUUUCGCCAGUCUGCCCGAGUCUUAGGUAGUCUAACUGAAGCUAACACAGUUGGGUUUUUAAGAGAGAUAGGCUCAUCCCUGUGUUACACCUUUGUAUUGUGUUAAAAGGAAAUGUAGGCCAGAAACAAAAAUGAAGCUAGUCAUUCCAGGUAGAGCAGUGACCUGAGUUGACCUGACACUUUAUAAUGUUUUGGGAGGUUGCAUUGAAGCACUUUAAUGCCAGUUUUUGAGCAGAUGUUCUAGAAGCUGGUUUGGAACUGCACAACUCUAGAGAACUGGAUGAAAACUAUGUAAGGAUCCUAUAAACCUGGAGACGUUCCCGGCAACCCUCUGAGCCAUGGGGACAUCCCCGGGAAUGUCAAUGAUAUGCCUCCGGUCAGAUGCACAGAAAAAGUCCCAUUGGCAUUCGCUUCCUUCAAACCAUUGUUCUGCCUGGCUUGUUGGGCAUCUGAGGACGUGUAUUUUUAAUAAGGGCAACUCUGUGACAGCCUAAGGGCUGAACAGACUUCUCGCACACGGGGUGCCAGGUGGCAAGUUACACCAUCUUGGUAUAUAGGCUGUGUUUUCUGAAUGUAAAGCUGUUGUCAUUGUCCAUUCUGAAAAUGGAUAUUGUAACAAUGUUGACUCUGGAUGGAAUUGUGUACAUUUCAUAGGUUUUUAUUUCAAGGUGAGAUUUGUUACAGUUUAUAAAAGAUAUUUUCCUAUUUAGACCUCAGGGUUACAUGUGACUCCCAGCAGCUUCAAAUUCCUCUAUCCAGAACAUCCAGAAGGUUAAUAAUCUUUAAGUUAAAUAUGAUACCUUAUUCAGCAGAAAGAAUGUGUCUGUCCCUUUCAACUAACAAUUUCUGUAAUAUUUUAAAAAUAUAGAAAAAUAUUGUAAAAAUAUCGGGGAGGGGAUUGUGGCUACAGGAUUAAACAUCACUUGUGAAAUCAACAUUCUUGUGGUACAACGGUGUGGUAUUGGAAUAAACCAAAGUGUGUAUUAA